AUGAGCUUCGUCAGAAGGAAUAAUCAGAGCACGGCAUCUGAGUUCAUCCUCCUGGGGCUCCCCAUCCAGCCAGAGGACCAAGGCUUAUACUCUGUCCUGUUCCUCAUCAUGUACCUGACCACGGUGCUGGGGAACCUGCUCAUCAUCCUGCUCAUCAGGCUGGACUCUCACCUCCACACCCCCAUGUACUUCUUCCUCAGCCACUUGGCCUUCACAGACAUCUCUUUCUCAUCAGUCACAGCUCCAAAGAUGCUCAUGAACAUGCUGACACACAGUCAGUCCAUCUCAUAUGCUGGGUGCAUCUCCCAGGUGUAUUUUUUCCUAUUUUUUGGAGAUCUUGACAGCUUCCUUCUGACCUCCAUGGCCUACGACAGGUAUGUGGCCAUCUGCCAGCCUCUGCACUACACCACCAUCAUGAGUCAGAACCUCUGUGUCCUGCUGGUAGCUGUGUCCUGGGUCUUGUCCUUUGCCAGUGCCCUUGUGCACACCCUACUGCUUGCCCGCCUCUCUUUCUGUGGGGCCAAUACUCUGUCACACUUCUUCUGUGACCUUUCUGCCUUGCUUAAACUGUCUAGCUCAGACACCACCAUCAAUGAGCUGGUCAUCUUCACUGUGGGAAUGGUGAUCAUAACGGUGCCAUUGAUAUGCAUUCUGGUUUCUUAUGGCCGCAUUGGAGCCACCAUCCUGAGAACUCCCUCAGCCAAGGGAAUCAGCAGAGCCCUGUCCACAUGUGGGUCUCAUCUCUGUGUAGUUUCUUUGUACUAUGGAGCCAUUAUUGGUUUGUAUUUUUUCCCCUCCUCCAGUAACACUAAUGACAAGGAUGUCAUUGUGGCUGUGCUGUACACUGUGGUCACACCCAUGCUGAAUCCCUUUAUCUACAGUCUGAGGAAUCGGGACAUGAAAGGAGCCCUGAGAAAUACCCUCAGCAGGAUAGUGUGUGCAUAG
This is a messenger RNA of Mesocricetus auratus (golden hamster), 945 nucleotides long. RefSeq names its product olfactory receptor 50-like. Lineage: Eukaryota; Metazoa; Chordata; Mammalia; Rodentia; Cricetidae. Gene Ontology annotation, biological process: G protein-coupled receptor signaling pathway. The transcript has a single exon. Gene Ontology annotation, cellular component: membrane. Bases 1 to 945 code for a protein of 314 amino acids. Gene Ontology annotation, molecular function: G protein-coupled receptor activity; olfactory receptor activity. The record is from RefSeq and is a predicted model, not a curated record.